CACAAGCUUAGCCAUGACGAUGAGGAAGCGCCCCUCGUCCUCUCUUCUCGUAGCACCGCUGCUGUUUAUGCUUCUUCCAGCGUUUGCUCUUGCUGCGGGGAGGCACAACCUGAUCACUAGAGACCCUCAGUACGGCCCACAGGUAAACCCAAAUCUAGAACCACUUCCAGGAAAACAGCCAGAUCCAAACCCUCAACCACUACCAGACCCACAACCAUUGCCAGAACCACGACCAGACCCAAAGCCGCAACCGCUACCCGAGCCUAAACCUCAUACAAACCCACAACCACUGCCAGAGCCACAACCUGAUCCAAACACUCAACCAUUACCAGGACCACACCCUGACCUGAAUCCACAACCAUUGUCGGGCCAAAACCUGCAACGGUUGAUGAACCCACAACCUAACCCAAACUCGCGGCCACUACCAGAUCCACGGCCAAACCCAAACCCUCGGCCAUUACCAGGACCGCAGCCUGAUCCAAACCCACAACCAUUACCAGACCCAAACCCGAAACCAUUGCCAAACCCACAGCCAAACCCAAACCCUCAGCCAUUACCAGGACCACAACCUAAUCCAAACCCACAACCAUUACCAGACCCAAACCCAAAGCCAUUACCUGGACCGCAACCUGAUCCAAACCCAGAACCAUUACCAGACCCAAAUCCACAACCACUGCCAGGCCCACUACCUGACCCAAAUGCACAACCAAAACCACCACUUAGGACACAAGCAGAAAAAGGAAAUGGGGAAGCAAACGUCCAAGAGGAACCCUUGGCAUGAGAUGUUUGGGUACUUAUAUUGCCGGUUGGAUUAAAUAAGUGGUGUGUUGUAACCCACCACCAUCGAGUCAUGCCAUGAUAUAUAAUGUCAAGAUCAAUCAAGAUUAGGGCAUGAUGCCCAUGUAAAUCUUGUCAUUGUUCUUAUUUACUUUUCUGGCUUGUACGGAGGAUUGUAUGUGUGUGCUGGUUGUACUAUGAUCGUGUGAUGAUAUAUACUAAAAUUUCUACUGUGUGCCGUUA
Molecule: messenger RNA, 1020 nt
Organism: Triticum dicoccoides
Lineage: Eukaryota; Viridiplantae; Streptophyta; Magnoliopsida; Poales; Poaceae
Product: protein TsetseEP-like
Exons: 2
Coding region: 14-781 (255 amino acids)
Source: RefSeq, a predicted model, not a curated record